AUGGAGGAUACUCCUGCUGAUGGUGGUGGUGCAGCUGCUGCGGAGGGCCCCGCCGUGCAGGUGUCGGAUAUGUGCUCUCCGAUCGGGGCUCUUCCUCUCCGGCUUCUGGAGUGGAAAGUCAAGCCCGGGUCUCUGGUUAACGUGGACUCCGUGCUGGCUUUAUGCGCCCCCAUGGCUCAGGAGAAGAGGACGGAGGCUGUCAGGUUGCCCGAGAGGAAGGUGAAAUCGGACCGUGCUGGAGUGGUGAAGGAGCUCGGCUGUCAAGUUGGACAAAUCAUUUCUCCUGGGAGCGUCAUUGUCAGAAUUGAAGAAUGCAGCCAUCCCAUCGUCAUGAAGGGUUUGUGUGCUGAAUGUGGACAGGACUUGACUCAGCUCCAGGGGACAAAUGGGAACCAGCAAGUUCCCAUCUCCACAGCAACAGUCUCCAUGGUGCACAGUGUCCCUGAACUGAUGGUCAGCUCCGAGCAAGCCAAACAGCUGGCCAGAGAAGACCAGCAGAGACUGCACCGGAACAGGAAGUUGGUCCUCAUGGUGGAUCUGGACCAGACGCUAAUCCAUACCACUGAGCAGCACUGCCAGCGCAUGUCCAAUAAGGGCAUUUUCCACUUCCAGCUCGGGCGAGGAGAGCCCAUGCUGCAUACACGGCUACGCCCACAUUGCAAGGAGUUCCUGGAGAAAAUUGCCAAACUCUACGAGUUGCACGUCUUCACGUUCGGGAGCCGCCUGUACGCUCACACCAUCGCUGGCUUUUUGGAUCCUGAAAAGAAGCUUUUCUCUCACCGAAUCCUUUCCAGAGAUGAAUGCAUCGAUCCGUUCUCCAAGACGGGGAAUCUUAGGAAUCUUUUCCCCUGCGGGGAUUCGAUGGUCUGUAUCAUCGAUGACCGGGAGGAUGUCUGGAAGUUUGCACCAAACCUCAUCACUGUGAAGAAAUACAACUACUUCCAGGGCACUGGGGACAUCAACGCUCCACCAGGAUCACAAGAGGCUCAAACGGCUCGGAAAGGAGGCCCUUUAAGUCGGCCAGCCGAGAGCACAGAACAAGUAGGUGCUGAUGAGCACAAUAAUGGCCUCAGGAAAAAAGCAAAGGACUGCAGUGUGGGAAAAGAAGAAUCCGUCAUACCUCAGCCUUCUCAGGUAGAACCAGUGACACAAAGUGACACAGGACACAAUCACGGGUCAGAAGCUGGUCAGAAAGGGUCAGAGUCUGCGAUGGAGUUGAUGGAAUCUCAGGUGGGGGUCGAAACAAACAUUAAGGAAGACACUGAUAACGGGACAGAAGCGGCACAGGAAGGUGCAAACUCUUCAGUGCCGAGCCGUGAGAACAAUAACUUGGAUUUUGACCUUUCUAGUGACAGUGACAAUGACUCUACAACAGAAAAACCUCGCUCAUUGAACAGUGGUGGUGAAGGCAAGUCAUUGCAGACAAAGGAACCUGUAGUGGAACGAGAAGGACAAGAAACCACCGACAGGGAUGCAGCUAAAGAAAAGGACAAUAACGUUUCUUCUGAAGUAGAAAAUAGUUGUGACGUGUCAGAACCUUCAGCUGUUGUCCCCUCUGACCCUGAGCUUGGAAAUGGUUGUUUAGAUCGGAGAGAACCAGAAACUGAAUCCCAGAAUAGUGAACAAUCUGGAGUCACUGUGGGCGGAGAGCUGCUCGAUCAGAGCAUGGAAGACGAGGAGGAAGAAGACGAAGCAGAUAAUGACCAGGACGAUCACCUCAUAUACCUGGAAGAAGUGCUGGAAAGGAUCCACACUGAGUACUUUGCCCGCUAUGAGACCUACCUGAGGAAGGAGACCUCUGAAAUGCCAGACAUUCGUAGGAUUGUUCCCGAGCUGAAGAGCAAGACACUGGAGGGCACGAUGCUAAUGUUCAGUGGUCUUUAUCCAACUAACUACCCCAAGGAGAGGACUCGGGAGUACUACCACGCCAAAGCACUGGGAGCCAAGGUGGGCAAGAAUCUGAUUCUAAACCCGCAAGACCCGAAUCGGACAACCCAUCUCAUAGCAGCACGAGCAGGAACAGAAAAGGUGCGUCAGGCUCAAGGCUGCAAGCAUCUCAACGUGGUCAGCCCUGAGUGGCUGUGGAGCUGUCUGGAGCGCUGGGAGAGGGUGGAGGAACAGCUGUACCCUCUGAAGGAAGACAACUCCAAGACACCAAGAAGCAACAGCCCUGCUGCUUUUCUGGACAACCAGGGCUCCCUGCAGAAACAAGUUUUCCAGCCGGCUCCCGUCCACCCCAAACCUCCACCAGCAGCACCGGAGGUUCGAACCUAUGACCCUGUGACAGGAAAGCUCAUCCGCAGGGGCCCUCAGGUGUCGUGUCCGCCCCCUUACCUGCAGCACUCACUGUCUGAUCCCAGAGAUCCGUCUGCUCUAAGAGGAACUCCUCAAAGUCAGCAAACUGUGACGGCAGCAUCCAGCCAGGUCGAUGAGCAGCCGGGCCCUUCUCGUCGUAAACGGCAGCCGAGCAUGUCCGAAACGAUGCCUCUGUACACGCUGUGCAGGGAAGAUCUAGAAAGCAUGGACAAGGAGGGGCCACAAACGAAAGCGUGACAAAGAAAGAGAGGAGGAAGACGUGGACACUGAUGAUGUAGAGAACAAACAGCAAGGAGAUGACUCAGCUGAAUCCUCCAAAGACUCUAACGAGGAAGAAGAAGGUAGCAGCUCGGAGGCAGAUGAGAUGGCUGCUGCCUUGGAGGCUGAGCUGAUUGAUUUUAUGUGACAAGAACAAAAAAAAAAAACAAGUCGCUGUCUCUACAGGUGGUACUUAAAAGAUGUUUGUUCUGGAAUCUGUGUAAUUAGGAUGUGUAAGCCAUCGGUGUGUCAUAAAGAACUGAAUGUCCUUCACAGAAACGUGUUGCUGUGUACAUAAAGGCAAAGGUUUUGUAGCACUUCUAUAGAGACUUUUUGGCAACAACUUUUUCAUUUUAUUGUAAAAU
Nematolebias whitei (Rio pearlfish) is the source of this 2939-nucleotide messenger RNA. RefSeq names its product CTD (carboxy-terminal domain, RNA polymerase II, polypeptide A) phosphatase, subunit 1 (gene ctdp1). Gene Ontology annotation, molecular function: RNA polymerase II CTD heptapeptide repeat phosphatase activity. The coding region runs from base 1 to 2553 and encodes 850 amino acids. NCBI's taxonomy places the organism in Eukaryota, Metazoa, Chordata, Actinopteri, Cyprinodontiformes, Rivulidae. Gene Ontology annotation, cellular component: nucleus. The transcript has 12 exons. The record is from RefSeq and is a predicted model, not a curated record.